UAAAAUCAAACGUUUCAAACAUUUCCAUUCAGAUUGUGAGCAACAAGCGCACGGAAGUUGAUGUAGACAAGUGGGACUACUACUUGCGGGACUCUCACAGCCUGGGACUCAAGGUAACGUUCGAAUACGAGCGUCUGCUGGACUCGUGCAGAGCGAUGGAGGUCACCAGAGAUGAGAAGACCAUUGAGAUCUGCUACCGGGACAAGGACGCCGACACCCUCUACGAGAUGUUCCACACUCGCGCGCUCCUCCACAAGAAGGCCUACCAACACCACACUGUCAAGGUCAUAGAACAAAUGUUGAUUGAUGCCUUUAUGAAAGCCGAUGGUAUAUUAUCGACUUACCAAGAUAAAAACGGGUUAGUACUGAGGUUCAGUUCACUUGAGACACAAAAAAUCAGGUGCUUGUGUAACCUGUGGUUAUUGAGCCAUUCAGAUUUACAUAAAUUUUCUUAUGAAUUCAGAGACACUAAAAUUUCUCAAUUUUACUUAUGCUGUGCAUUGGAUAUCAUGUCUUGGAAUCUCCAGCUGCUGACUCCUGUGUUAGUGAGCACCGGCCACAGUGACGGCUCGUCCUAGCGGCCCGGGCCCAGGGGCUCAGCGGCCAGCGGGAAGAGAUCAGAUUAGCAGCUCUGAAGAGCCGAUGAUCUCAGUUCACUAUGAUAGCGUUGGAUUAUACAUUAUGAUGUGAGAAGGCUCGGGAAACAUAAUGGUCGGGUCUGGAUGAAGAGAGAGAAUGCGAUUAUCUUUAUCACAGAACCACAUCUGCCAAUUACUUUACAUCCAGAUCCCCAGUUAUUGCUAGGAGCACAGGGGCGAGCAGCUCACCAACGGUAUCCAGUUGCCAUAUUGUGUGUUUCUCUAAGACUUCUGAACAAUAUUUUUUCACUUUUUUAAAGUUAUUUCAUUUUUGUAUAUUCAGAAUGCUGAAUGCCAAGACAAGUGAAUGCUGCUGCAUGCAGCUCAUUUCUAUCGAGGGGCCAAAUUAAAGUUUAUUAACAGAAAAUGAGAGAGAGGAGGCGGGGAGAUGGCAGUGGACCUGAAAAUUAAAGAGAUAAAAAAUGUACAAAGUUUUAUGGUUGAGAAAUAGGGGUUUAAGAGAAAUAUUACAAACUUUUGAGUUGUGUUGACUUCCCAGCCAUCCCUCUCUUCAACCAUGUGAGUUUUUCUAUUUUAAUUCAAUCUGGAUAUUUUUGAGGAUUUUUAACGUCCGUAUUUUCAACUCUAGCACUGUCUUAGUACUUGUGUUUCUUUCAGCAAGAAAAUCCAUGAUGAAAUUUGUCUCUGGUUGUUUUUCCAACAUUGUGGCAUGUUGAGCUUGAAACGUUUGCCUUUUGAGUCAGUUAAGUUGAACAUUUUGAAGUGUUUGGACAUUUUAAAGGCCCUGAUGGAGAUCAAAUUGUCGUGUCUUGUUUGUAUAAUUGUUUCUGAGGCCCUUAAUCCUGAGUGGCACUAGAGUUGACUUAGUAUUGGGAUGAUUCUCGUGUUAUUUAUGAGUUAUUCACCUCAGCUGAACUAGCUGAGGUGCAAUUAUGCAUUUUUGCUUCUGAGGUCUCGUAAUGCACGAAUACAUGUAGUGUAUAAAGCUAGAUGCCCUAUUUUACUUCUUCGAAUUCACUGGUUUGUUUGGUUAUUCCUAAAGUUGUCUUUUUCUCUUGCCAUAGAUCCUACUGUUGAUCAGUUUUUAGUAACUGGGAGACUACUUCCAGGUUUAUUUAUUUCCAAUCUUGGGUCAAUAUGGUAACUGAUGUGUACUGUUAUGUCCUAAAUACAAAGUUUUGCAUGUUUUCAGACUGAAGAACAUUUGUCAUUCCUCUGACAAAAGCCAUUUGUCAGAACCUCUUUUGUUGUUCCUAUAGAUACCAUUAUAUGUCUGCAACACUUGUUUUGCUGCCCGCUUUUCUAUAGCUCUUUAUAUCAUUUGUGAAAGCAAUAAAAAUGGAUGACUCAAAAAUCUAUCCUUGCAGAACUCAACUCAUAGUUUUUUUGUUAGAUUUCAUUCCAUUUAGAGCAACCCUUUAGUUUGUUUUAAUCAUUGUAUUAUCUAUUCCAGUUUUUCAUCAUUAAUUCAGUGUGCUUGAAGUUUCCAGGCCAACCUUUGGUCUCAUUACCUAAAAAAAUCUAAGAAAAAUCCAUAGGCACCACAUCGGCUCGAAAUCCUUUGUAGGCUGUUGUUUCCAGAAAUAUGAACAUGGUUGUUAAACUGGAUUAGUUUUAUGAAAAAGCUGUUGAGAUUUUUCAACGAACGUGCGCUGUGAGAUGGUGAGCUCUCAAACCCUUCAGAAUUCUCUCCGUAGCUCGAAUAUGUGAGAUUUUAGACUUGCUAAUCUGUAAUUUUCUUAGGCUUACACACAGCAACAAAAUAAACUUCAAUAUGCAAUACAACACAAAAAAUUAAAUAACAUUAAAAAACUGUAGUCAUGCUUAUUAAAAUACGUAACAAUGAGCCUCAAGUUUCACUCAUUACACAGUAUCUUAUUUAUGCCUCACUAAUGGUAUGUUUCUCGGACGCUGGAACACAACUCCAAGACUACACGAUAAUUAAAAAUAUCUUGGGUGUCCUCAAGGUAGAAAUUAACCAAAGCUGUAAUGCCUUUCGAAUAAAUGGUCCAAAAUUACGGUACAGUAAAUGUAACAAAAUGUUGCUGCGCUUUCAUUAAAAUGAAAAUGAAAGACAGAAUUUAUGGAUAUAUAUAUUCUGUAACAAAAUAUAAUUAUUUGUAUACCACUCUAUAGAGCACGAUAUAUUAUCUUCAAUAGUGAAUUAUUGAUCUAUCGUAAACUUAAUGAAUUAUUAACAUUAAACUGAAAGAUCUUUAAAAAGGUAAAAAACAAUCAAAAUAUUGCAGUUCUGGUCAGUGAAGUGACCCUGGAUUCCCUAUAAUAAAGCCAUAAUAGGAUGACAGGACUGAUUCCUGGUAUUCACGUCCUCCCAUAAGAAGAGGCAUUCAGGUCCUACCAUACUGUUAAGGGGCUCGGAUUGCACUCUCUGGGGAGAAACGCAACGAGGGGAAACAUGAUCAAGAGCUUCAAGUGGAUAAGGGGUAUCAACAGGAAAAAUAUGAGCAAAAUCUUUAAACUAUCAGGCUCGGCCAAACCGUGUAACAGUCCAUACC
Molecule: messenger RNA, 3115 nt
Organism: Procambarus clarkii (red swamp crayfish)
Lineage: Eukaryota; Metazoa; Arthropoda; Malacostraca; Decapoda; Cambaridae
Source: RefSeq, a predicted model, not a curated record